Messenger RNA from Hypanus sabinus (Atlantic stingray), 2940 nucleotides. Its product is annotated as deleted in malignant brain tumors 1 protein-like. NCBI's taxonomy places the organism in Eukaryota, Metazoa, Chordata, Chondrichthyes, Myliobatiformes, Dasyatidae. The coding region runs from base 1 to 2940 and encodes 979 amino acids. The transcript is spliced from 11 exons. Gene Ontology annotation, cellular component: membrane. The record is from RefSeq and is a predicted model, not a curated record.
AUGCUACGGGACAGCUACGGAAAAGCCAGUGACUCUACAAGCUACGGGACAGCUACGGAAAAGCCAGCUCGAAGGCAGCCAAAUGAACAGUUAGCUGAAGAGGAGGAAAAUCCAGUUGACUCUGAAGAGGAUGAGGUUUAUUACCUCAGACCAAGACUUGACAUAGUAGAUGAACCUACUGAGAGUCAAGAAACCUGUGAACAGUUACAACUAAGGAUUGUGGGCUCCAACCCAAGCCCAUACCAGCCAUUAACAGCUACUCCAGUUGCAGACCCAGUGCAGGAAUCCCAAAGAAAUGCAAGUUGCUUACCUGAUACCGAGGAAUCCACUGCAGAAAGCCCGGUCCCCAUCCGGCUGGUGAACGGGAACAACAUGUGCUCUGGGAGAGUCGAGGUCUAUCAUAACUCUACCUGGGGCACCGUCUGUGGCAGGAGCUGGAAUAGGAGUGAAGCGGACGUGGUCUGCAGGAUUUUGAACUGUGGGACAUCUGAGUCGGUAACAACAGAUGCCUCCUACGGAGAGGGCACUGGGAAGAUCUGGCUGGAUGGGGUGAAGUGUAACGGGACAGAGCCUGCUCUCGACCAGUGCCCUGCCAGCCCAUGGGGGGUGAAUAACUGCUCCCACACAGAGGACGCUGGAGUCUCCUGCACAGGCCCGGUCCCCGUCCGGCUGGUGAACGGGAACAACAUGUGCUCUGGGAGAGUCGAGGUCUAUCAUAACUCUACCUGGGGCACCGUCUGUGGCAGGAGCUGGAAUAGGAGUGAAGCAGACGUGGUCUGCAGGGUGUUGAACUGUGGGACAUCUGAGUCGGUAACAACAGAUGCCUCCUACGGAGAGGGCACUGGGAAGAUCUGGCUGGAUGGGGUGAAGUGUAAGGGGACAGAGCCUGCUCUCGACCAGUGCCCUGCCAGCCCAUGGGGGGUGAAUAACUGCUCCCACGCACAGGACGCUGGCGUCUCCUGCACAGGCCCGGUCCCCGUCCGGCUGGUGAACGGGAACAACAUUUGCUCUGGGAGAGUCGAGGUCUAUCAUAACUCUACCUGGGGCACCGUCUGUGGCAGGAGCUGGAAUAGGAGUGAAGCGGACGUGGUCUGCAGGAUUUUGAACUGUGGGACAUCUGAGUCGGUAACAACAGAUGCCUCCUACGGAGAGGGCACUGGGAAGAUCUGGCUGGAUGGGGUGAAGUGUAAAGGAACAGAGCCUGCUCUCGACCAGUGCCCUGCCAGCCCAUGGGGGGUGAAUAACUGCUCCCACGCAGAGGACGCUGGAGUCUCCUGCACAGGCCCGGUCUCCGUCCGGCUGGUGAACGGGAACAACAUGUGCUCUGGGAGAGUCGAGGUCUAUCAUAACUCUACCUGGGGCACCGUCUGUGACAGGAGCUGGAAUAGGAGUGAAGCGGACGUGGUCUGCAGGAUUUUGAACUGUGGGACAUCUGAGUCGGUAACAACAGAUGCCUCCUACGGAGAGGGCACUGGGAAGAUCUGGCUGGAUGGGGUGAAGUGUAAGGGGACAGAGCCUGCUCUCGACCAGUGCCCUGCCAGCCCAUGGGGGGUGAAUAACUGCUCCCACGCAGAGGACGCUGGAGUCUCCUGCACAGGCCCGGUCCCCGUCCGGCUGGUGAACGGGAACAACAUGUGCUCUGGGAGAGUCGAGGUCUAUCAUAACUCUACCUGGGGCACCGUCUGUGGCAGGAGCUGGAAUAGGAGUGAAGCGGACGUGGUCUGCAGGAUUUUGAACUGUGGGACAUCUGAGUCGGUAACAACAGAUGCCUCCUACGGAGAGGGCACUGGGAAGAUCUGGCUGGAUGGGGUGAAGUGUAAGGGGACAGAGCCUGCUCUCGACCAGUGCCCGGCCAGCCCAUGGGGGGUGAAUAACUGUUCCCACGCAGAGGACGCUGGAGUCUCCUGCACAGGCCCAGUCCCCGUCCGGCUGGUGAACGGGAACAACAUGUGCUCUGGGAGAGUCGAGCUCUAUCAUAACUCUACCUGGGGCACCGUCUGUGGCAGGAGCUGGAAUAGGAGUGAAGCGGACGUGGUCUGCAGGAUUUUGAACUGUGGGACAUCUGAGUCGGUAACAACAGAUGCCUCCUACGGAGAGGGCACUGGGAAGAUCUGGCUGGAUGGGGUGAAGUGUAAGGGGACAGAGCCUGCUCUCGACCAGUGCCCGGCCAGCCCAUGGGGGGUGAAUAACUGUUCCCACGCAGAGGACGCUGGAGUCUCCUGCACAGGCCCAGUCCCCGUCCGGCUGGUGAACGGGAACAACAUGUGCUCUGGGAGAGUCGAGCUCUAUCAUAACUCUACCUGGGGCACCGUCUGUGGCAGGAGCUGGAAUAGGAGUGAAGCGGACGUGGUCUGCAGGAUUUUGAACUGUGGGACAUCUGAGUCGGUAACAACAGAUGCCUCCUACGGAGAGGGCACUGGGAAGAUCUGGCUGGAUGGGGUGAAGUGUAAGGGGACAGAGCCUGCUCUCGACCAGUGCCCGGCCAGCCCAUGGGGGGUGAAUAACUGUUCCCACGCAGAGGACGCUGGAGUCUCCUGCACAGGCCCGGUCCCUGUCCGGCUGGUGAACGGGAACGUGUGCUCUGGGAGAGUCGAGGUCUAUCAUAACUCUACCUGGGGCACCGUCUGUGGCAGGAACUGGAAUAAGAAUGAAGCGGACGUGGUCUGCAGGAUUUUGAACUGUGGGACAUCUGAGUCGGUAACAACAGAUGCCUCCUACGGAGAGGGCACUGGGAAGAUCUGGCUGGAUGGGGUGAAGUGUAAGGGGACAGAGCCUGCUCUCGACCAGUGCCCUGCCAGCCCAUGGGAUGUGAAUAACUGUUCCCACGCAGAGGACGCUGGAGUCUCCUGCACAGAGUCGUGCGUUGAAGAACUGGAGUUGAAUCUGGAUGACCUUUGGUGCGUACGGGAGAAUGAGGAGAUGAUGGAUAGAAGCCCCUAA